Trichomonas vaginalis G3 is the source of this 547-nucleotide messenger RNA. RefSeq lists its product as uncharacterized. The transcript has a single exon. The annotation marks the transcript as partial. The record is from RefSeq and is a predicted model, not a curated record. Lineage: Eukaryota; Parabasalia; Trichomonadida; Trichomonadidae.
AUGUACAGAAUAGACGUUUCAGAUUUUUAUGACUUCCAAGCCUUCAGAAAUAUGUGUCCAUUUCGAGACUAUAACAAAGCAGUCGAGAAUUUGAAACGUUUAGUCAUUUAUGUCGACUCUGCCCCAGAAUGUUAUGUCAUGAAAGAAUGGGAUGUAGUCUUUAACAAACCAAGAGCGACAAUAGUUUCAGAACAAGAAUGUAAACAGAAACUUAAGAAAAUAAAAGUCGUACAAGUUGGCAUGAAGAUGUUAGAUGCUUGGGAUAUCUUAUUGUCAAAGUUAGAAGAUUUUUCAGUUCGUGGUAUAAAGUUCUAUACACCAUCUCCAAACUUCUAUUCUAUCUUCACUGGAUAUAAAUACGAACAAGUAGAAUGGAAAGAAAAUGUUAUAGAAGCUUGGUUAGACCAUGUCAAAGAAAUUAUAUGCAAUGGAAACGAAAGAGUCUAUGAGUAUAUCUUAUGUUGGUUUGCAAACAUCUUACAACAUCCAAGUGCUAAAAAUGAAACUGCUCUCAUUGUAAUUGGAAAACAAGGAACUGGUAAGAACA